CAAACGUUAGCUAUUUAUUUUUAUAUAACUUUCAUAAAUGUUAAAAAAAGGGAAGUGCAGUGUAGCGGCAGUGUUGUUAAUGUAAAAUUACUGAGUACUGCAGUAAUCACCUGGUAAAUGUGUAAUUGGUACACGUGUAACAACAGCACACUUGCAAUUAACCGACCGAUUCGUUGGUUGUUUACAUGUUUGCACGCCACAGCAAGCCGGGGUUGUUAAUUGAAGCGUGUACCAAAUAAGUUGCAAGACAAACAAAAACACCAUGUACUCGAUCAUCAAGACAACGCAUCCAGCGACCGGAGUCGAGCACGCAAUCACUUGCAACUUCUUUAAUCGCGCUGAAAAAUGCCUCGUCGUCGCGGGUGCGAACAUCAUUCGCGUCUUUCGUCUCAUCCCCAAUGUUGAUCCGGCUAAGAAGGAAAAAUUCACCGAGUCAAGGCCACCAAAAAUGAGGCUAGAGUGUCUAGCUCAGUAUACUCUGCACGGCAAUGUCAUGUCAAUGCAGGCUGUCCACCUGAUUAAUUCUCCCCGGGAUUCUUUGCUGCUUAGCUUUCGAGAGGCCAAACUUUCGGUCGUAGAGUACGACCCAGAAAGUCAUAGCCUCAGGACGGUUUCGUUGCAUUACUUUGAAGAGGAAGAGAUCAAGGAUGGCUGGACAAAUCACCAUCACAUACCAAUCGUCAGGGUGGACCCUGAAGGGAGAUGCGCUGUAAUGUUAAUCUAUGGCAGAAAGUUAGUGGUCUUGCCUUUUCGUAGAGAUCCAAUUUUAGAUGAAGGAGAUUUACUGGAUAAUCCAAAGUCUAGUAAAACGCCUAUUUUAUCCUCCUACAUGAUUGUUUUGAAAACAUUAGAAGAAAAAAUGGAUAACAUAAUAGACUUGCAAUUUUUGUAUGGUUAUUACGAACCUACAUUAUUAAUUCUCUACGAGCCAGUAAGAACUUUUCCUGGUCGAAUAGCUGUAAGACAAGAUACUUGUGCUAUGGUAGCAAUAUCAUUAAAUAUUCAGCAGAAAGUGCAUCCAAUCAUUUGGUCUGUUUCAAAUUUACCUUUUGAUUGUUACCAAGCAGUACCUGUCAAAAAACCUCUCGGUGGCACAUUGAUUAUGGCAAUCAAUUCUUUAAUUUAUUUGAACCAAAGUAUUCCACCCUAUGGAGUAUCUUUAAAUAGUUUAUCUGAUAACUGUACAAACUUUCCUCUCAAACCCCAAGAAGGCGUCAAAAUAAGCUUAGAGGGUUCUCAAGUCGCAUUUAUUUCACCAGACCGUCUGGUGAUAUCAUUAAAGUCAGGAGAACUGUACGUGUUAUCUCUUUUUGCUGACAGUAUGAGAUCUGUUCGUGGAUUUCACUUUGACAAGGCAGCUGCUAGUGUUUUAACUUCCUGUGUAUGUGUGUGUGAAGAUAAUCAUUUGUUUCUUGGGUCUCGACUAGGAAAUUCCCUGUUAUUGAGUUUUACAGAAAAGGAAACUGAACGGAUCAAUGACAUCAUGAUACUAAAAAAUUCUCUUAAUAGCAACAUGGACGAGCCAGCUAGUAAAAAAUCAAAACAAGACUUUUUAGAAGACUGGAUGGCAUCUGACGUCAAAGAUAUUGAAGAUCCUGAAGAAUUAGAAGUGUAUGGCAGUGAAACGCAAACAUCUAUUCAAAUCGCUUCUUAUAUUUUUGAAGUACGUGACACUUUAUUAAAUAUUGGACCAUGUGGAAAUAUAUCCAUGGGAGAACCCGCAUUUUUAUGCAAAGAAUUUGCAACCGGUCAAGAACCUGAUAUUGAAUUGGUAACGACUUCAGGUUAUGGUAAAAAUGGAGCCCUUUGUAUUCUUCAGCGAUCUAUUCGCCCAAAGAUAUUAACGACUUUUGAUUUACACGGUUAUGAAAACAUCUGGACUGUAGUUGAUUCAACUAUUAAUGAAAAUCGUGGACGAACAGAAAAUGAAACCAGUCACGGAUUUUUAAUUUUAACUCAAGACGACUCUACGAUGGUACUUCAGACAGGGCAAGAAAUUAACGAGGUGGUCGAUAAGCUCUCUGGCUUUAGUACUCAAAGCACAACAAUAUUUGCUGGUAAUCUUGGAUCUAAUCGAUAUAUUAUUCAAGUGACGCAAAUGGGUGUACGGUUAUUGCAGGGCUUAAAACAAAUUCAAUACAAGCAAAUGGAUAUGGGAUGUCCUAUUGUUCACGUGAGCUGUGCUGAUCCGUAUGUAAUCUUACUUUUUGAAGAUGGACAAGUUCAUCUUGUAACACUCAAAGAGAGUAGGGGCACAGCGUGGCUACAUGUGCAAACAAUCAAUUUGAUGUUCCGGCCACAAAUAGAGGCAUUGUGUGCAUACCGAGAUGUAAGUGGCUUGUUCACCACUGUAUUACCAGAAGAAGUGCUAGAUGACCUGGAAAAUGAUAAUUCAGAUGAACCAGAAAUUAUUGAAAGUGUAGACAAUGAAGAGGAGUUGUUGUAUGGUGAUAACUCUGCAUUCCAAAUGCCAGCACCACCAAAUCCAAAACAACCAGAAGCGACGAAAAAAACUCCUUGGUGGCAGCAGUAUUUGCAAGAAAUAAGGCCUACGUACUGGCUUUUUAUUUACAGAGAUAGCGGAACAUUGGAGGUUUACUCGUUACCGGACAUACGUUUGUCUUAUUUGGUAAAAAACUUUGGUUUUGGUCAAAACGUACUCCAUGACAGUAUGGAGUUUACGACUGUACAAAGUACACUGACCACUGAACCCGUUAAUCCUGAGUGGCAGGUACGUGAAAUACUAAUGGUCGCUUUGGGACACCAUGGUAACAGACCUAUGCUUCUAGUGCGUCUUAACAACGAAGUACAAAUUUAUCAAGUGUAUAGAUAUCCAAAAGGCUAUUUAAAACUACGAUUCAAGAGGAUAGAGCACAAUUUUAUUGUUGGAUUUGCGAGAAUUGAACCAAAGGAUGAAGACAUGCACAGAAUGGACAACACAAAAUUGUGUAUGAUAAGGUACUUUGGUAACAUAGCUGGUUAUAACGGAGUCUUCAUUUGUGGUGAUUAUCCUCACUGGCUCUUCUUAACUGGUUGCGGAGAAUUACGAGCCCAUCCCAUGAGCAUUGAUGGGCCUGUAAAAGCAUUCGCACCUUUUAACAAUAUUAACUGUCCCCAAGGCUUUUUAUAUUUAAAUAGAAAGGACGAAUUAAGAAUUUGUUGUUUGCUGACGCAUUUAUCCUAUGAUGCUCCAUGGCCUGUGAGAAAAGUGCCUUUACGUUGUACGCCUCACUUUGUAACGUAUCAUCUUGAAAGUAAAACUUAUUGUGUGGUAACAAGUAUAAGCGAGCCUCUAAAAAGUUACUAUAGGUUUAAUGGAGAAGACAAGGAAUUUACGGAAGAAGAAAGGAAUGAUAGAUUUAUAUAUCCAAACCAAGAACAGUUUAGCAUAGUAUUAUUUUCGCCAGCCAAAUGGGAACCCAUUCCAAAUACAAAGUUUGAUUUGGAACAGUGGGAGCAUGUGACGUGUUUAAAAAACGUAUCUCUGGCUUAUGAAGGAACACGAUCUGGUUUAAAGGGAUACAUUGUCAUUGGAACAAAUUACAAUUAUGGAGAAGACAUCACUAGUAGAGGUCGGAUACUUAUAUUCGAUAUUAUUGAAGUCGUUCCUGAACCAGGUCAGCCUUUAACUAAAAAUAAGUUUAAGCAAAUAUAUGCCAAGGAACAAAAGGGACCUGUCACUGCUAUUACUCAGGUUUCAGGCUUCUUAGUGUCAGCUAUUGGCCAAAAGAUUUACAUAUGGCAACUCAAAGAUAAUGAUUUAGUCGGAGUUGCAUUUAUUGAUACUCAAAUUUACGUGUGCCAGAUGCUUAGCAUUAAGAGUUUGAUUCUUGUUGCCGAUAUAUAUAAAUCUGUGAGCUUGUUAAGGUUUCAACAAGAAUACAAAACCUUGUCUUUAGUUAGUCGUGAUUUUAGAACCACAGAAAUUUAUGCAAUAGAAUAUUUAAUACAAAAUAAUGAAUUAGGAUUUAUUGUGGCUGAUGGUGAGAGCAACAUUGCAAUUUUUUCGUAUCAGCCUGAAUCCUCUCAAAGUCUUGGAGGCCAAAAAUUAAUUAGAAGAGCAGACAUACACUUAGGACAAAAGAUCAACACAUUUUUUAGAAUAAAAUGUAGAUCAACAGAUUCAGCAAACCCAAAUAAACAAUUUUCUGGGGCUGACAAAAGACACAUAACGAUGUAUGCAACAUUGGACGGUAGCCUUGGUUACAUUCUCCCAGUCCCCGAAAAAACUUAUCGACGGUUGCUCAUGUUGCAAAACUUAUUGGUUAGUCACUUAUAUCACACGGCAGGAUUAAAUCCAAAGGCUUAUAGAACAUUUAAAAGUUCCUUAAGAAUGCAAGGUAAUCCUGCCAGAGGAAUCAUUGAUGGUGAUCUUGUAAUGAAAUACUUAGACUUGUCAAUCAAUGAUAAAUCUGAAAUUGCGAAAAAAAUUGGUACAGGAACACACGAAAUCAUUGAGGAUAUGCAUGAAAUAUACAAGCAAACGUCUCAUUUUUAAAUAAAGCCCUUAAGGGUUUUCAUCAACUUUGUAUAUAAUUUAUUGUACAUUGAAUAGUUCUAAGUAAAUAGGCGAUUUUUAAUUGAAAAAUGUUUUUUCGUAUGUAUUUUGCCAUCACUUUCUCUAAAGUCAGCGUUUUAAAAAGGUGUCAUUAAGCUGUUAUUAUUUCUAUCAUUGAUUAUUUUUAAUUGUAUUUAUAGAUUUCCAUAACUCUUGUCGUUCAAAAAAUCAAUAUGGAAAAAAAAAACAAAAACAAAAAAAAUAGUAAGACAAUUUCGACAAUUAAACUGCACCACCGAGUAACACUAUAAACUAUACAAAGUACAUUAAUUUAAAAUGGGAAAGGAAUUCCACGACCAAAUAAAGAGUUACAUCGGAAAUUCUCGCUUGCGCAGCUUUAACAGUUUUGUUUAAAAUGCAUAUAAACAACAUUAUACAAAUAAAAAAUGUUUUGAAAGCAUCCCGGCUCUAAUAUACAUCAACACCUAUAAUGUAAAUCAAUAACCACGGAGUCUAUGAUGUCAUGGACAGUCAUACAUCCAUAUGUUGUAUAAUUAAAAAUUCUAUGGUUUUCGCAUUAUGGGGUUUAAUACUGUAGGAUUUGUUAGAUAUGUGGUUAAAAGAUCUGGGAUAACAGGGCCAUUAGGUGAAAGUACCUACAUUUUGUAAUUUUCUGGGGGCCUGGAGAGCAGCUAGAGUAUAUACAUAUCUCUGCUUCUCCCCACUAUCCUUAUACCCCACCCUCUGAUUUAAUUUAUAAAUUUCAUAAUGUGUAUUUAACAAACACAAAACAUUCCUUUGAAACUUAAAAGUACUAGGACUUAAAGUACAACUGAAAUAAAUAUUGGGAAAUCAAUGGAAAAGAACGAGAUUGAAUAUUUCGAUAAGACUUAAAAAAAUACAAGAUUUUGUUGUUCUUUGCAAAUUUUUAUUUCCCUUUUUAUUACAUUAAUACAAAAGA
Molecule: messenger RNA, 5459 nt
Organism: Copidosoma floridanum
Lineage: Eukaryota; Metazoa; Arthropoda; Insecta; Hymenoptera; Encyrtidae
Gene: CPSF1
Product: cleavage and polyadenylation specificity factor subunit 1
Cellular component (GO): nucleus
Molecular function (GO): protein binding; nucleic acid binding
Source: RefSeq, a predicted model, not a curated record